AUGUCGUGCCGCAGACACGACGUUUAGUAGAGUAGCGGGCUCUCUUCUCUUUCCUUUUCUUCCGACCAGUGUGCCAAAGUGUAACAAGUGAGGGUGGGGUGUGAUGCAAGAAUGAACGGUCAGGACUAUGACUACGUCCGGAAUACUACUCUUCUCUUCUUCCUGGAUCGUCUCAUCGAGAAGGGUCAGCCCAGGACUCUCCAUGACCUCAGCUGCCAGUUCGGAACCAAGGGAUUCACUAAGGAGAUGAGACAGAUUGCUGGGGGAUCUCAAUCUGGACUCCACAAGUUCCUCAGCCAGUACCCAUCUAUCUUCACCAUCGAAGGUGAUAGUGUCAAUGUGACGGACUUCUCUGCUGGGCCAUCAGCAAGCGACAACAGUGGGCGUGGAACUCGGGAUUAUGCACAAGAGGCAUCAGACUACUUUAGCAACAAGCUGAGGCAGUAUGGACCAGGCACAGAAGUUCCAAUCAAGUCUUUGCUUGGUCACCGAUCUCAGGCUCCCCCUGAAGUUCGCCACAUAUCAGGACAACAUGUGAAGGAAUUCCAUGACUUUCUAGAGAGGUUUCCUGAUGUCUUCAUUGUUAAAGAUGAAGUAGUGAUGCUGACAGAAGAUGAGGACAAGGAGAGGCACCCAUACAUUGAAGUGGAGCAGCCCAAGGUAGAUGAAGAACUCACCAGGGACCUUCUCGAGUUUCUUCAGACAUGCUUGUCUGUGAAUGGCCCCACCAUCAUUGAUCAGCUGUUCAGCAAUGUGUCAUCAUACUUUGGAUAUGAGAAGUGGUCAAAGCUUUUCAAGACACCCCAAGACCUCUCCACCUUCAUCAAGAUGUACUCAAACAAGUUUUCAGUUCACUCAAAUCUUGUCACCCUAGUGCCUCUCAAGGAAAAGCAGAUAUCAAAGUCCUGUCAAAGUCAAGAACCAGCCCAGAGUCCCCAAAGUCCACCUGCAUCUCUGCAAACCUGCCCACCAACCAACUUUCAGCAGCAGACACUGAAGCAGAGAGUGGGAAACAUCCUCAUGAAGACAAUAGCACAGAACACUGAGCAGACAAGAAAUGCAUACAACUCUCAGACGUCAGGGUCUCUGUCCGAGCAAAGCAUAGCCCAACGGAACUUGAAAAAUGUGAGGAUUGUAGUGAACACCAAGGAGUGUAGGAGCAUUGUGGCAAGUGUGAUAGAGGCAGGCUCCCCAAUUGGUGUGGAUGCAGAAGGUGUGAAUCUGGGGCCUAGUGGUCCUAUGACCAUGCUCCAAGUGUGCUUGUGUUCAGGUCAAGUGUACAUCUUUGAUCUUCUGGCCAACCAGGAACUGAUGGGGGAAGGAGAACUGGGGAAACUUCUGCAGUCGGAGAGCAUCAUUAAGGUGGUGCAUGAUUGUCGCAACGACAGCGCCGCACUCUUUCACCAGUUCGGGGUCACUCUCUGCAACGUGUUCGACACGCAGGCGGCGCACGCCAUCCUGCAGCAGCAAGAGACGGGCAAGCCGGUGUACAAGGUGAAGUCCGUGUCACUGGUGACGCUGUGUCGCACGUACGAGGCGCCGGUCAACCCGCAAAAGGAGCACAUCAAGAAGGUGUACCGGCGGGACCAGAAGUUCUGGGCGCGCCGGCCGCUCACAGACGACAUGAUCGUGUACGCCGCCUUCGACGUCAUGGCGCUGGUGCCGAAAAUCUACGACGUCAUGAGCCGGGCCAUCGACCCCAGCCUGCGCGAGCUGUUCGCCGACCUGUGCGAGGAGCAGGUCACCAUGUACAUCCGGCAGGACGACGUCAAGCAGAAGAAGAAGCAGCGCAAGGUGGAGACGGAGGUGACCGACCUCAAGGAGAAGCUGGACAAGACGGCCGUCGGCAAGAACCUUGUGUUGAGCAACCGCGAGAUCCGUCUGCUGAGAUACGUGGAGCUGACUGAUGAGCAGCGGGAGAAGCUGGAGAAGUCGUACAAGGUGGCCAAGAAGCUGGAGAGGCUGCAGCAGAAGCGCGAGGAUGGAGAGGCUCAGGCCGAGGAGUCGGAGACGUCGCUGCCCUGGAUGAACGGCGACUCCGAGUACCCGAGCCUGAGCAGCAUGGCCAGCAAUAAUAGCGUGGAGAGCGGUGGCCGCACCUCUGGCGACUCAUCCACCGCCGAGAGCACCGGCGGCGUGCUGUCCCCGCGCUGCGUCACCUCGCCCAGCAUCUCGCAGUCGAUGGCCAUGGUGGACGAGGUGCUGUCCAACGGUAAGCUGGGCCGCCUGGAGCGCAUCCACCGGCUGGAGGAGGUGCUGUCGGCGGCCACGCAGGGCGCCGAGACGGCGGCCGCGUUGCCGGCCGAGACGCGCGACGCCGCCGUUCAGACGCUCUCCACCGGCGAGGUGGUCAUCACCAAACUGUACGACGGCUUCUCGGAGGCCAACUGAGCGGUCGGCUGAUGGCCGACCGGCGGUGCGGCGGUUUCUCGGCGCCGGUGGCGGGUGCAGCGGCCGGCUGCACGCGGGCCU
Pollicipes pollicipes is the source of this 2472-nucleotide messenger RNA. It is a transcript of the gene egl, whose product is annotated as Egl_like_exo domain-containing protein. NCBI's taxonomy places the organism in Eukaryota, Metazoa, Arthropoda, Thecostraca, Pollicipedomorpha, Pollicipedidae. The record is from RefSeq and is a predicted model, not a curated record. Gene Ontology annotation, biological process: nucleobase-containing compound metabolic process. The transcript has 8 exons. The coding region runs from base 112 to 2391 and encodes 759 amino acids. Gene Ontology annotation, molecular function: 3'-5' exonuclease activity; nucleic acid binding.